Molecule: messenger RNA, 1359 nt
Organism: Phlebotomus papatasi
Lineage: Eukaryota; Metazoa; Arthropoda; Insecta; Diptera; Psychodidae
Product: trimeric intracellular cation channel type 1B.1
Exons: 4
Coding region: 219-1046 (275 amino acids)
Biological process (GO): potassium ion transmembrane transport
Cellular component (GO): membrane
Molecular function (GO): identical protein binding; potassium channel activity
Source: RefSeq, a predicted model, not a curated record
GAUUAGGGGCAGACGUCUAUUUUUAAAAAUCACAGGGGGCUCUUGCUUUUUGGUCGAAAUGUGCGGUGGAGUUUUCUAAUUGAUUUCCUCCGGGAUUUGUGCUGGACACACGAGGAAACGCAAUAUAAAUAGACGUAUAAGUCGUGCCAUCUUCGCCGGGAGAGGUCGUAAAUUAUUCUUGUGUACAAGUUGAGGAGGCAAAAAAGAGGACAGCAAACAUGGAUCCGGAGGCAUUCUUAGAUAUGGCUAAUCAAGUCAUAAAAAUCAAGAUGUUCCCGUACUUCGAUAUAGCACAUAGCUUAUUGUGCGCUCUGUCAGUACGUGAAGAUCUGGGAGCCGGUGCUCAAGCCUUCUCCCGGAAACACCCGCUGGCCUGCUGGCUCUCGACGAUGCUGGUGAUUUUCGCUGGCGGAAUGGUGGCCAAUGGGCUUCUCGGUGAACCUAUCCUGGCACCACUAAAGAACACACCGCAACUGCUUGUGGGCACAGUUGUGUGGUACAUCGUGUUCUACACGCCUUUCGACAUUGGCUACAAAGUCGGCAAGUUCCUGCCCAUCAAGAUCGUUGCCAGUGCCAUGAAGGAAAUCUACCGCGCCAAAAAGAUCCACGACGGAGUCACUCAUGCUGCCAAACUCUAUCCCAACGCAUUUAUCAUCAUGAUUAUCAUUGGUACGCUCAAAGGCAAUGGAGCUGGUUUCACGAAGCUCAUCGAGAGGCUCAUCCGUGGCGCAUGGACGCCAACUGCCAUGGAAUUUAUGCAGCCCAGUUUCUACACAAAAGCUUCCCUCGUGGCUUCGAUCAUUUUCGUGUUGGACAAGAAGACUGAUUUAAUAUCCGCACCACAUGCCCUCGUCUACUUUGGCAUUGUCAUCUUCCUGGUGUACUUCAAGCUCUCGUCAAUUCUCCUCGGCAUCCAUGAUCCCUUCAUACCCUUUGAGAACCUCUUCUGUGCUCUCUUCUUGGGUGGCAUUUGGGACAGCUUGGCCAAGCUUCUGGGCCGCGGACAGGCCAAGGAGGAGACAAAAGAUGCCAAGAAGACAAAUUAAAGCCCAUCGCGAACAUCACAGAACAAUGUCAAAGGUAAUCGUUGGUAUUUCGACCAAAAUUAGAGAGUUGUUUCUCUUGAUGCGAUUCAGCAUCGGCGUCAUCAUCUAGUCAGACAAAUUUUACAAAUUGACGACAUUUUUUUUUGCAAUGUCCAAUAUAUUUGACGUGCAAUCAAAAAUUAAUGUGGGUGAUUUUUGACUGCACAAAAAAUAUUUUGUGCCAAAUUUUUUUUGUAACGGUAAUUGGACAAAAUUUUCGUACGACAAAUUUGGUAAAUUGUAAACGAUAACAAUAAAGAUUGUUGGAAGGGUC